AUGACCAAUCUGGAUAGAAAUAAAAUAUUCCCUCCAUUCUAUAACGAUCCCGAAGAAUUAAUAAACCCUUCGAAAAUAAAAACUACCGGUCCACCCAGACCCCCAAAUGGAUUUCUGUUGUGUCGCAAAAAUGUUCACAAACAAGCAAAAGAACGUGGUAUAUGUAACAUGAGAGCCAUAAGUAAGGUCACCGGCAUUCUAUGGAGAACUGCUUCGACUGACGAGAAAGAACAAUAUGAAAAACUAGCUAUCGAGAAAUCUUUGAAUUUAUAUCACAAUCACCAUCACCAUCAACCAUAUUAUAUUCCACAACCUAUGUUUGUCUCUAAUCCUAUAAUGCCUCAACAACCAAUCAUAAACGGUUACGAAAUACCGGAGUUUACCCAAGAAGAUUUUCAAAUGUUGUCUUUAUUUUUGUAA
Entrophospora sp. SA101 is the source of this 420-nucleotide messenger RNA. Lineage: Eukaryota; Fungi; Glomeromycota; Glomeromycetes; Entrophosporales; Entrophosporaceae. The record is from the annotation of a GenBank genome assembly.